AUGAGCCAGGGCCGCGCGCUCGCGGUGGCACCGCCGUCGCCCGGGGGUGGCAGCGCCGCGUACUCAGAGGAUGAGGACGAGUGCACGGACGAGCUGAUCGACCGCAUAUUGGAAAACUACCAAUUUCACUUCAAGCCUGAGACCCGCGUCAAGCUCAAGCAGCGGCUGAACGACAUGUCCAUCGGCGCGUGCUACAGCAAACCGUGGGGCCGCGAGCCGCGGUGGCGCUUCACGCUCAAGCCCGCGGCCAAGGACGCCGCCGUGGGGAAGUACGUGCGCAGCCUGCUGGUGAUCCCGGCUAUGUCGACGGCAGCGGUUUUCUCGAGCAAGAUCCAGCUCAGCGUCUUCCGACUGCAGUUCGUGGCGUCCUACAACUGGCAGCGCAGGGCGCCCAGCCUGGAGUACAGGCUGACGACCAAGUGGAGCGACGGGCCCCGCAUAAAGCGGAAGGAGCGGUUCCAAGUGUCGGACCGCUGCCACGUGCGGUGCAAAUGGAACCUGGAGGCCCACCUGCCCGACAUGGAGGGGCACGUCGGCGGCGGCGGCAACGCGGUGGACGUGGACUACGGCAGCUUGAUGUUUGACAUCUCGCAGCUGGACGUGUGCCUCGACAUCAGCUGA
Messenger RNA from Monoraphidium neglectum, 621 nucleotides. RefSeq lists its product as hypothetical. NCBI's taxonomy places the organism in Eukaryota, Viridiplantae, Chlorophyta, Chlorophyceae, Sphaeropleales, Selenastraceae. Bases 1 to 621 code for a protein of 206 amino acids. The transcript has 6 exons. The record is from RefSeq and is a predicted model, not a curated record.